Molecule: messenger RNA, 4314 nt
Organism: Rotaria sp. Silwood1
Lineage: Eukaryota; Metazoa; Rotifera; Eurotatoria; Philodinida; Philodinidae
Source: the annotation of a GenBank genome assembly
AUGUGGAAAUUAGAAAAUAGUUGUAGAGAAGAUUUAGAUGCAAGAAUAACUGAUCCGAAGUGGCGAUGGAUUAAAAUCGUUAAUACUAAUUUUUCUGGAAUAUUUACAAUUGAAGAUUUUCAAAAUAGUAAAAAUGACGUAGCUUAUGCUGAAGAUGCAUCUGAAAUUCCAGCUGAUUUAAGAGAAGCACCAAAGGUAAAGUAUCCAAGUGAUGUCAUGUUUUGGGGUACAAUUUAUACGAAAAGUUUAGUACCAAACGAUAGUCAGAUUAAUUUUACUUAAUGGUUAAAAAGUCAAUGCCGGGCUGGUCACGUAAAUGAAUGUACAUGACUGGUGAUUCAUAUGCUAAAUUUUUACGCGAAGAAGCAUUCUUGCAAUUAAGAAAGUAUUUGAGAAUUUGAACGAAAUUAUUUUUCAAGAUGAUCAAGAUUCAAAACAAAGAACUCAAAUUGUUAUGGAUGUUAUCUACCAUAUCUUUGAAGAAAGAAUUGAAUCAAAUGAUGGAGAUACGAAGUUUGCAGAUGUAUGGCCCAUUGAGAACGUUUGGGUAUUAUGAAAGGAAAAAACAAGACGAAGAAUAUUUAAAAAUCUUGCUUCAUUAGUUCGUUUUGUUAAUUCAGAAUGGAGAGAAAUUAUACCUGAACAAUGUCCAGAAAUGAUAGAGAAAAUACUUAAACGUCUCAGGAAGGUCAUACAAGUUGAUGAAAAUCAAGUGUAUGAAUAUUAAUUCAAAUAGAUUUUAAUUGUAAUAUGCAAGAUGAAGAACCAUCUUUUUAAGUAAACCAACAUGUUUUAUAUAAAGAAACAUAUUCAUGAUAUCUAAAAAUUCACGUUUUAUUUUCAUUUCCUGUGAAGCAUAUUUCUAAGCUUGUAACUUUCUUACUAUAUGAGGUAGCGGGAUCAAUCAAUAGCCACUUUUAGAGCAUGUUUUGCUACAUCUUUUUAUCCUAGAGAUAAAUUUCCAAUCAUGUGUUUUAUUGAGGAAAAGCUUAUUAUUAAAAUCGAAUCAGAACUUCUUGGCCACCAUUUAUACUAAAAAGUGACGAAGCCUUCGAUUCGCAUGACCAAAUUUCAGUGAAGAUAUAUGAUCCACUUUUCAUCAUAUUUAAUCUUUAUUGUAUUCUCACACGUCAGAAAUUACGAGUGAAUUCUCAUGUGUCUAUUAUAAUGCUUUAAUCACGUAUUAGAACACGAUUGAGGUUUACAUCUUUUAUAUCAAGUAGUAUAUAGUCGAGAGAUAAGUUAACAUAGUGCUCAUUAAGCAAAGAAACAACCGAAACUUUUAGUUUAUAAUAAUACUAGCAGAGGUACCCGGCGUUACCCGAGAAAGAUCACAUCUCAGGUCGAGCAUUACAGUGAUCAGAAACGGCCGUAUUCCGCCGGUAUUAUCCGGACGGACAUUCUCUCUUAUUAUAAGUACAACAUAUAGGCAUCUUCGGGCCGAUAAUAGGGUUAUCGAGGACGCUCUAUCGUAUGAGGGGUAUACGUGUGGGUCUCUACCCAGCCCUACACUGAGAAAUAGAAUCUCCUCAUUUCAUUGGCUCAGGAAAAUGGGCCAAUUUCUUUCUUAUUAUACGGACAUCAUAUAGGAAUGUUCUGGCCGAUCAUAGGGUUAUCAAGGACGCUCCAUCAAUUGAGCGAUAUACGUAUGGGUCUCCACCUUGUGGGACAGCGAGAACUAAAGUAUGGAUGAUUUCGUAGGGAGGAGAGUAAAAAGUAUUUACCUAGAGUCGACGUGCUUAGUGUGAGAAAGAGAUGAUCGAUUUGCUGCUCAUACAUAUAUACUUGUGUCUGACUCAAAACAAAACGGUGAAUGAAGAGUGAACUUUUCUGUUCUGAUUGGUCCAUUUUGAUCAAUUAUAUUUCAGGAGGACUUUUCUUUCUUAUAAUACGGACAUCAUAUAGGCAUGUUCGGGCCGAUCAUAGGGUUAUCGAGAACGCUCUAUCGUUUGAGGGGUAUAUGUAUGGGUCUUCACCCAGCCCUACACUGAGAAAUAGAAUCUCCUCAUUUCAUUGGCCCAGAAAAUCGGCCAAUUACUUCCUUAUUAUACGGUUAACAUAUAGGCAUGUUCGGGCAGAUGAUAGGGUUAUCGAGGACUCUCUAUCAUUUGAGGGGUAUAUGUAUGGGACCACACCUAGCCCAACACUGAAAACUAGAAUCUCGCAUUUUAUUGGUCCAUAAAAUAGACCAAUCAGAAUUCAGGCGGACUUUUCUCUCUUAUUAUAAGGACAACACAUACGUAUGCUCGGGGCCAUCACAGGGUUAUCGAGGAUGCUCUAUCGAUUGAGGGGUAUAUGUAUGGGAUCCUACUAAGCUCAACAUUGAGAAAUAGAAACUGGUCCUUCGAUUGCUCCAUAAAAUAGACCGAUCAGAUUUUAGGACGACUUUUCUCUCUUAUGAUAAGGACAACACAGGCAUAUUCGGGCCGAUCCUAGGGUUAUCGAGGAUGCUCUAUCGAUUAAGGGUAUAUGUGUAGAUUCCUACUAAGUCCAACACUGAGAAAUGGAAUCCUGCCUUUUGAUUGGUCCAUAAAAUGGCUCAAUCAGAUUUCAGCAGGACUUUUCUCUCUUAAUAUAAGGAAAACACACAGACAUGUUCGGGCCGAUCCUAGGGUUAUCAAGGAUGCUCUAUCGAUUGAGGGGUAUAUGUGUUGGUCCACUCCUAUCCCUUCAUAGAGACAUAGAAAUUGGCUCUCUGAUUGGUCGGUUAAAAUGGAGCAAUCAGAUUUCAAGAGGACUUUUCUUCCUUAUAGUACGCGCAUGUGGUUGUCAUGUUCGGGCUGAUCCUAGGGUUCUUGGGGUUGCUCUACCCAUUCAUGGGUAUAUGUAUGGGUUCCUAGCUUCGUUUUGGAUGAGAGCUCGAAGGUGAAGGGAAAAAAAUAAAAAAAUAAAGUACUUACCGAUUUGUCGUGAUAUUCGAUGAUAGAGAGGUGGUAUGAUUUUCUGUGGUAUAUUUAUACCGGUAUGUGGCGCAAAACAAAACGGUGAAGGAAGAUUGACGAUAUGCGGAAUUCGAUUGGUCCGUUUUGCACCAAUCAGAUUUAAGGAUGUCUUUUCUUGCAUAUUGUGCGCACAUGUGGUAGUCAUGUUCGGGUCAAUCCUCGGGUUCUUGGGGAUGCCCUAUCGAUUGAUGAGUAUAUGUGUGAGUCCACUCCUAUCCCUUCAUAGAGAUAUAGAAAUCGGGGCUCUGAUUGGUCUGUUAAAAUGGACCAAUUAGAUUUCAGGAGGCCUUUUCUCCCUUAUAGUACGCACAGGUGGUAGUCCUGUUCGGGCCGAUCCUAAGGUUCUUGGGAACGCUCUAUCGAUUGAUGGAUAUAUAUGUGGGUCCACUUCUAUCCCUUUAUAGAGAUAUAGGAAUCGGGACUCUGAAUGGUCGGUGAAAAUAGACCAAUCAGAUUUCAGAAGGCCUUUUCUCCGUUAUUGUGCGCACAUGUGGUAGUCAUGUCUGGGCGGCUCCUAGGAUUGUUGGAGAUGCUCUAUCGAUUGAUCUGUAUAUGUGUGGGUCUCCUCCUAUCCCUUCAUGGAGUUACAGCAGUGCAGGUUUGGAUUGGCUCUUUGAAAAGGGCGUCUUACGAGGUUUUAUAAUACUAACGUAUACAGUCGUCGCGUUACCACGCUGGUGGUAACCGGCGACAGUUUACGGCCGAUGCUUACAGUGGCUGUAGUAUGCCGUAAUGCAUUAGGUACGACUGUUGUAAACAGCAAUCGGAAACGGUUGACCCAUACGAUGCCUUACGUUGUUUUCCGAGCAAAGUAUACAGUCGCCGUAUUGUUACGGUAGCACUUUACGGUAGACUUUUACGGGUAGCGUGUACGAUUGACGUAAUAUUCUGUAAAGCAUCGUUUGCUGCCGCCGUAAACAGCUACAAUAUACAGUCGUCGUUAUUCGCCGUAUUUGGUUAGUGAACGGCCGUUUACGGCCGAGCGUGAUUGACCUGGGAGCAAUUUAAUAUUCUUAACAUAUCGUUUUUUAUGCUUCAUAAUUUAGAUUUAUAUUUUUUCAAGUCUUAUUUUGCAUUUUCUAAAAAGAACAGUUUCUAUUAAUGUAAAUGAGCACCUUAAUGAUCUGUACAUGACAUUUUAAUAAAAUUCUGAAAUAAGUUUUCCCUAAGAUAGUCCUUCCAACUAAACAUUUCAAUGUUAUGGAGAGUUUAUCAAUUGCUAUCACCUUUUAUCUAUGAUAAUCUAUUUAAUGAAGCCGGUAUUUUUUUGUUGAGCUUAGUAUUUUCUAGAUUUUUUUAAAUAUUAAUUGUCUAUUAGUCGCAAACACGAACACAUUCAAUUCAUAAAUUUUUUUCUGUUUUCGACCUGGCA